Messenger RNA from Pseudophryne corroboree (corroboree frog), 3289 nucleotides. Its product is annotated as immunoglobulin superfamily member 10-like. The record is from RefSeq and is a predicted model, not a curated record. The coding region runs from base 1091 to 1468 and encodes 125 amino acids. Gene Ontology annotation, molecular function: protein binding. The transcript has 9 exons. Lineage: Eukaryota; Metazoa; Chordata; Amphibia; Anura; Myobatrachidae.
AGUGGCUGGGAGAAGGAGACUGUGUGUGUGGAGGUGAUGGUGCACAGCUAGAAUCACUGGAGAUUGGGGUGUCGUCCCCUCUCAGUGUCAUCAGUGAUCAGCCACUCUGUGUGCCCUGCUACAGCUGUCAUUACUGCCCAGGCCUGGAGGAGAUAUACAGCAGCUGUUUUGUAACCAUGGUGAUCAGUUAGCACGGUUCCUGAUUGACCCGGCCGGGCGGGUGCUCCCGGAUGACAUCAUCGCUGAGACGGGGCCGCGUUCCCGCCACACGUCCCAUGGAUACCGGCACCCGGGAGGGGUCCAAUCAGGUAAAAAGAGCAAGCCCGUACAAUUUAACUUCAUCUACAACAUCAUUUUUCUAGUUUUUUUUUUUAGAAUACUUCAGAUUCAAGUCUUGACUAAUUAAGUUAUCAGUUUUGCCAUUCAUUCAGCUUUAAUGGACAGUACUGUGUCUUCACAUGUCAUAAGGAUGGUACUGGUACAAAUUAUUCUCUUUAUGCUGUAAUUGCACUGACUGAGUUAUAAGCAUAUCUACCUGAGAAUUGGUAAAGAGCAGCAUAUGUCAGCUUUAACUAGAAAGCACUAGGGGAUUAAUUAAGACACCUGUACCUGUAUUGCAUGAACAGGUGUCUUUGCAACUGGAUUAAACCAUAACAGAAUGAUCAGGGGGACAGGUGAACAGAAACAAGACCGUUAAUUGGCAUUUUUUAAAACCAAACUAUACAAUAACAUUCAAUAACUGCAUAACAUGGAAUGUUGAUGUAGUUACUUAUACUAUGACUUUUAAAGUACUGCUUAAAUUUAUAUGCCCUUUAAUUCAAAACCCCCAUGUGAUUAGUGUAAUCCUUGGCUCCUAGCUGUAGGAACUCACAAGUGUUCUGUUUAACUGUGGGAGGUUGGUAAUCUGUUCCUUACAAGGCUCAGUUAUGUGGUGAGGUACAGAAAUCGCUUCUACUUGUCCACAUAUUUUAUGACUGGCAGCUACAAGCACUGGUUUUGCCUAUUACAUUGACCAUAAAUAAUUAGAUUUGGUCAAGAACCACCAAUCCAAGUGCACCAAGGCACCCCAGGGUUUGAGAACUACUGCAAUAUGGAUUGGAGGAACACAAUCCUUAAGUGGAGAUGGAGAUCCACCCACGGACCUAGAUGUAGUUUCCCUUGCGAGUUCGGUCCAUUCACUAGUCUGCAAUACUCUACGCUGAGAUCCACCCACGGACCUAGAUGUAGUUUCCGUUGCGAGUUCGGUCCAUUCACUAGUCUGCAAUACUCUACGCUGAGAUCCACCCACGGACCUAGAUGUAGUUUCCGUUGCGAGUUCGGUCCAUUCACUAGUCUGCAAUACUCUACGCUGAGAUCCACCCACGGACCUAGAUGUAGUUUCCCUUGCGAGUUCGGUCCAUUCACUAGUCUGCAAUACUCUACGCUGAUUCCAUGGGCACUAACCUUGUAUCUGUCAUGUUCCUAUUAAUAAUUAUUAAUCAUGUGAGACUGAUGAAGACCGCUUGUCCUACAGGGUGCAGUUGCACAUUAUCUUCUAUUACUUGUUGCGAAACAGAGAGAGAUUUCCAAAUCCCAAUCACUAGUUCUGAUAAUAUUACUAAAUUAAGUUUAAGUAGCUGUCCACGCUUCGUUAUUUCCAAACAGAGCAUCUGGAAUUUGAAGUCACUUGAAGAAAUAAUUAUUAAAAGCACAGCAGUUACAUAUAUUGACGCAUAUGCAUUUGGUGACCUUCCCAAACUGAAGAGUUUGAUUUUAAAUGAGUUAAACCUAAGCGUAACAAAUAUCCAUCCAUCAGCCUUCAAUGACCUUCCCAUUCAGCAGCUGGACUUGAAGAAUAACAACUUAAAAUUAAUUCAUAGUGAAAUGUUUAGUGGUUUGAAGAACCUCAGAGUUCUAGAACUUUCGAGGAACAAAAUUGCUGCCAUUCACAAUCAAGCGUUUGAUAGCCUACUAAUGUUAUCUGUGCUGAAAUUAGAUUAUAACCAUCUAAACUCAGUCACUCCAUUGUGGUUUAAACCCUUUAGUAACUAUUCCUCAUUGCUGAUCAGUGUGAUUGGAAACAACUUAACUAAUGAGUGCACUUUCAGGGGAGUUGAACUUACUGAAAAUCAUUGGUUUAAAAAGUCUUUAUUUCCCAAUGAUUCUUUAACUGUCUCAUUGACCAACAUCUCUAUUUGCGCUAAACCAAUGUUUAAUAAUGUAUAUCAAGAAAUGUAUGUGAAGGAAUCUAUGUCAAUAGCACUACCAUGUUCUGCCACCGGUUUACCUAGGCCUUCUUUGACCUGGCUACUCCCAACAGGAUUGGAAGUUGCUUUCUCAACCUCUCAUUUGUUCGUUAGCAAUGGGAAAUUAAAUAUAGCAACAGCCAGACCCAAUGACUCUGGUAUCUAUGCGUGUGUGGCCAGCAACAGUGAGGGUACUUCAGUGGCCGUGACAAGACUAUCAGUAAUGCUGAACCUCACAAAUGCAAUGACACUUGAACUGAUGGUAACGGAGACACCGAAGAAGAAACCAUCAUUCGCUUUGCUAUUAGUGUUUAUUAUAUUUCUCUCCAUAGUUUUGUUCUUUGUUGUGGGUUAUAUUUCAAGAUUAAUCUACAAUAUAGCAAAGAAACCACACAGUGAUAACUUUGAAUUCAGUCGGUUUGUCGACACACCCAACAUUCUUCCUGUUCCUGAAAAUCCUCAACCAAUGCCACACGUCUAAUUUUUGUCUCAGUACUGAUUCUGCAACAAAUAAAAAGUUUAUUGACUCAUCCACUUUAAUGUACACAUGAGCAAACCAGCAUGUCAAAUAGCUACCUCUUAUACCUACACAUGUUUAGUACUUUUUACCUUUUUACUAUCGAAGGCUGAAAGUCUGUGACAGAGUGUUUCCAUGACCACCUUUACUGUUCACCCUUGUUCCUCUUUACCAGUCAGAUAGCAGUUUACCAGCUACAGUAUAUGUCCCAAGUCAUGAGAUGCUUGUUAUUAAAUGACAAAUUGUCCCUGAAGGGAGUAUAGCCUCAUUAUCCCUAUGAAGUAAUAGCACAGAAAACAAAUAUGGGAAUAGUGAAAUUGAUGUAUGGUAUAAAGAAAAUAUAAUGACUUUAAAAAUCUUAUAUGCGUGUCUCACAACAAUCCAGUUGGAAAAUUGGGACAAAUUAGAUGACCGUCAACUGUUCUGAAAAAAUAAACAAGGCUGCACUACUGUAUGUACAUUUUCUCUUACUGCUGAAUCCCUGUUACUAUUUAUUUGUAUACCUUCCUGUAAAUACAAGCCAGUAAAAUAAAAAUUUUACAAUAUA